This is a messenger RNA of Sceloporus undulatus (fence lizard), 3604 nucleotides long. It is a transcript of the gene KPNA6, whose product is annotated as karyopherin subunit alpha 6. The coding region runs from base 161 to 1777 and encodes 538 amino acids. The record is from RefSeq and is a predicted model, not a curated record. Lineage: Eukaryota; Metazoa; Chordata; Lepidosauria; Squamata; Phrynosomatidae. The transcript has 14 exons. Gene Ontology annotation, molecular function: nuclear import signal receptor activity; protein binding. Gene Ontology annotation, cellular component: cytoplasm; nucleoplasm; nucleus. Gene Ontology annotation, biological process: NLS-bearing protein import into nucleus.
UUCCGGCGUCUCGUUCCCGGCUGCCUUGCUAGGCCUAUCGGCCCGGCCCCGCUCGCCAUAUUGUCGCCGGAGGAAGGAAGGAGAGGAAGGAAGCAGCGGAGGCGGCGGGAGGAGCAGGAGGCGUCGGAGGAGCGCGAAGGCCGGCGCGACGGAGGCAGGCAUGGAAACCAUGGCGAGCCCAGCAAAAGAGAACAACUAUAGAAUGAAGAGUUACAAAAACAAGGCGCUGAAUCCGGAGGAGAUGCGCCGGAGAAGAGAAGAGGAGGGAAUCCAGUUGCGGAAACAGAAACGGGAGCAACAGCUCUUUAAAAGACGAAAUGUGGAACUUAUUAAUGAAGAUGCUGCUAUGUUUGACAGUCCCCUAGUAGAUGCCUUUGUCAGCUCCACCACGGGUGGGGAGGGUGUGAUCACAAGAGAGAUGGUGGAGAUGCUGUUUUCAGAAGACCCCGAUCUUCAGUUAGUAACCACCCAGCGGUUUAGGAAACUACUUUCAAAAGAGCCCAAUCCUCCAAUAGAUGAAGUGAUAAGCACUCAGGGAGUGGUAGACAGGUUUGUUGAAUUUCUCAAGAAAAGUGAAAACAGCAUAUUACAGUUUGAAGCUGCAUGGGCAUUAACAAACAUUGCCUCAGGCACAUCACUACAAACCAAAAUAGUAAUUGAGGCUGGGGCAGUUCCAAUCUUCAUUGAGUUGCUGAGUGCUGAUUUUGAAGAUGUCCAGGAACAGGCUGUUUGGGCACUGGGGAACAUCGCUGGGGACAGCUCUGCCUGUCGUGAUUACGUCCUCAACUGUGGCAUCCUCCCUCCAUUGCUGUUGCUUCUUACAAAAUCUACCAGAUUGACAAUGACACGGAAUGCAGUCUGGGCUUUGUCGAACUUGUGCAGAGGGAAGAAUCCUCCCCCUGAAUUUGAGAAGGUGUCAUCCUGUUUGCCAGUCUUGUCACGCUUGCUCUUUAGCAGCGACUCAGAUUUACUGGCAGAUGCCUGCUGGGCCCUUUCCUAUCUGUCGGAUGGCCCCAAUGAGAAAAUCCAGGCUGUCAUUGAUUCAGGCGUGUGUCGGCGACUGGUGGAAUUGCUGAUGCACAGUGACUACAAAGUGGCGUCUCCAGCUUUGCGAGCUGUUGGCAACAUUGUGACAGGGGACGAUAUCCAGACCCAGGUGAUCCUCAACUGCUCAGCCUUGCCGUGUCUCCUCCAUUUGCUCAGUAGCCCAAAAGAGUCUAUCCGGAAAGAGGCGUGUUGGACUAUCUCUAAUGUCACAGCUGGGAACAGGGCUCAGAUACAGGCAGUCAUAGAUGCCAAUAUUUUCCCAGUGCUGAUUGAGAUUUUGCAGAAGGCUGAAUUCCGCACGAGGAAGGAAGCUGCCUGGGCAAUUACAAAUGCAACGUCGGGAGGAACUCCAGAGCAGAUCAAGUACCUGGUGAACCUGGGCUGCAUCAAGCCUCUGUGUGACCUCCUGACAGUGAUGGACUCCAAGAUUGUUCAAGUGGCCUUGAAUGGCCUGGAGAACAUCUUGCGGCUGGGUGAGCAGGAAGCCAAGCAGAGCGGCACUGGCAUCAACCCCUACUGCAGCCUCAUUGAGGAAGCUUAUGGCUUAGAUAAAAUAGAGUUCCUCCAGAGCCACGAAAACCAAGAGAUCUACCAGAAGGCCUUUGACCUGAUUGAGCACUAUUUUGGCAUCGAGGACGACGACUCCACUUUGGCCCCCCAAGUAGAUGAGAACCAGCAGCAGUUCAUCUUCCAGCAGCCCGAGGCUCCCAUGGAAGGCUUCCAGCUAUAACGCCUGGGCCGUACGCAAGGGGAGGAAGAACACCACCACGGCGCACGGCUGGAAAGUUUGACUGCAGAGAGCCUCCAUAACCCCCAACCCUAUUCUCUUCUCUGCCAAGCAGAAGGCGGCAGCAGCCGUUCCACCUGUUGAGAAGACAGCUUUUUCCUUCACCGACCCGCGGCGGCUGUGCUUCGCUCUCAUGAAGAGGAGAUUAUUCUUACACACACACUACUAUUUGCUCCCCUUUGGCUGCUGCUCAAUGUGGGGGGGAAAGAAAGAAGCAGGUGAUGAAGCGGAUGGAAAGAGGGGUGUCGGAUCGGUUACACCUUCUCGCAUGUGGUUCCCCCCCACACCAGUUUCUCUCUCUUAUUUUUUUGUGGUGUGUGUGUUUUUCCCCCUCCUCAAAUAUGACUCCUCGCUUAAAGUACUUGAGGGACGGCUUCCUUUUUCCCAAUGGGGAGGAGGUGAAAAAUAACAUAAAUCAUAACCAAGGAAUCUACUUUUUUUUUUUUUUUUGGGACGCUUGAGUUCAACUAUUUAAAAGAUUUAUGGGUUUGUUUCCUCUUUUUUUCCCUUUUGGUUUUGCACAUAUUAAUUUUUAUUAAAGACUCUUUAUUGUCAUUUGCCAAAAGCACCACUUUGGCCCACGUUGUUUUCGUUCUUUUGGAACCCCUUUUGCCAAACAGCACCUUUUCCAAGGGAUUUUGGGGCAGAGUCACUGCUGCUUUUGUCCUCUCCACUGUCAGAAAUGUCUCCCCAUACACAGACUGCAAAGGGGGGGAAGAAAUUGAGCGAGUCCGCCCCACCAUGCCUUGAGGAAGACGAGUUUUUGCGUGGGUUGGGGGGAUCGUUUUUCUUUUGUUCCGGCCAAUUUCCUUGGGAGUUCAGGCAGGACAACAGUCCCCGGCCGUCUCCUUGAAGAACUGGGCGCAUGGGGAAGACGGCUCAAAGAUGAAAAGAUAGAUUCAAAGCACAGCUCCCGCUCAAGGUGGGCUUCACUUACAUUUGCUACUGACUGACGGGUUGGAAAUGUUGGGGGGGGGAAGAAGAGGAAAUGGGGGAUAGAAAGAAAUAAUAAUAACCCAUCUUGCAUCUUUACUUGAAGAAAAACUUUACUGAAGCCUUUUGAUUUGUGUCGUUUUGUUUUGGAUUGUUCUUCCCUUUGGAUAGCUGGGGCAGGGACGCGUUUCUGACGCGUUUCUAGGGGAGAGGGCCGUCGCUGCCUUUGGCGGCGCAUAGUCCGCUCUCGUAUCCAAAGGGUCGGGUAGCCUGCGUGUUUCUCAGAAUUACCUCUCCUGCUCACAACUGUAUUGUAGACAUUUUACUUCAAAAUGAAGACGUCAACGCUCUGUAUUUUUUAUAUAUUAUAUAUACAUACACACACGUAGAUAUUUGCUUAAUUCGGUCUCUGGAGGGGGAGGAAAACCAAUUCUUCUAAGGUAUAUAAAUGAAGAUAUACUGCGUGGCAGGCCUGCCUAGGAAUGUGGCCACGAAACAAAAAUGCAGAAGGACUUUUAGUUCCCCAAUUUGCUUACUUUGUGAGAUUCGUUAAACACUCCCUUAAGAGCAAGGAAACUGUUGAAGAUUAUAUAUUUGGGAUGGGGAAAAGGUCCCUUUGUUUGUCUUAAUGUGUACAGUGGGCACACCUCACCUCUCUUUGCUCUCCGUAAUUUGAAACCAGGGGUGUCCCUGAAGCUUUCAAGAACUGGUAUUCGUUGAAGCAGGCGUGUGGAGCUGGGUCGGGCUGUAUUUUGUAAUAAGAGAGAUGCUUUUCAUUGUUAAGAAAACAAAACAGAAAAAAAAUGCCAAGGAAAUUUAAUAAACUACAUCUCUGCA